AUGUUUACUGUUACUACUACUACCACUACUACUACUACUACUACUACUACUACUACUACUACUACUACUACUACUACUACUAUUAUUACUACUACUACUACUACCACUACUACUACUACUACUACUACUACUACUAUUAUUACUACUACUACUACUACCACUACUACUACUACUACUACUAUUAUUAUUACUACUACUACUACCACUACUACUACUACUACUACUACUAUUAUUAUUAUUAUUAUUAUUAUUAUUAUUUUUAUUUCUAGUACUAAUGCAAUCGCAUCAUACUGA
Molecule: messenger RNA, 294 nt
Organism: Schistosoma turkestanicum
Lineage: Eukaryota; Metazoa; Platyhelminthes; Trematoda; Strigeidida; Schistosomatidae
Source: the annotation of a GenBank genome assembly